AUGGUGAUGUCGGAAGUAUCAACACUUAACACUGCCCGGAAGUCAACCGAUAUUGGACAUGCGCACUUCGGGCAUCACGUGGUCUGCUAUCAUAAAAAAACAAAACAAACGGUAACCGUUUGUGAAGUAGGUGAUAACGAAUUUAAUAGAACAGCCAAAGCUACCGACACUUCUUACCUCGAAUUCACCCGACGAGCGCUUACUUGCGCCUUUCUCUUUGUCGGUUCCCUCUCUCAGAAUUAUUCUAGUACGCCUCACAGUACUACAAAUAACACAAUAACAACCAUCACCACUACUACCACUACCACCACCACCACCACCACCACCCCAACUACAGCUAGCCAUCUGACAACAACACCACCACCACCACCACCACCACUUCCAGAGAAAGGAAAAUUUUUCGUUAAGAAUUGCUUAGAAUUGGAUGCAAACAUUCUGAUUUUUGAAAAAUCUAUAACUGAAAAUAUUUCCUCAUUAAACUACACUACUGGUGGUGAUUGCGGCCCAAAACGCUCCCAUUUAACCAUUUUUUGGAAGGGAAAGAAUAACAUUACUUUCAAUUUUUCAAACAUCAAUGGCACAGUAUAUCUUGAAGAAGUGACUAUUGGACUUUUGAAUGGUUCUGAUUCAAAGACCUUUCAUCAGGAAUUGUCUUCUGAGAAAAAUUUCUAUUCAUGUCAUGAAAUGGUGUUACAGCUUAAAGAUUACAAUGUCACACUUGAUGGUCUAAAAGUUCAGGCAUUUCAUUAUAAUUCAACUUUUAGUAAAAAUGGUACAAUCUGUGAAGCCAAAACGACUGUCACUCCUGCAACUUCAACUACUCCUACCACACACAGUCCAUCAACACCAAAGCCCACGCCUAGCUUGGCAACUGACAAUUAUGUUAUCAAUGGAUCAGUGAAUGGAACCAAUGUUUCUUGUCUUGUGAUGAAAGCUGCCAUCAAAUUCAGUAUUCCAUAUGAAGGCAAAAAAGGGAAUCAUACUUACACUAGAAAUAUUGGUAGCUCCCCUAUGUAUCAAGGUAAUUGCACUGAUGUAAGCAAUACACUGCAAAUAACCACUGGUCCAGUUACCCUGGAGUUCAUGUUUGAGAAGGCUGGCAAGAAAUAUUCUUUGCAGCAAUUAAAAUUGAUAGCCAACACAACAUCUUUUAAAGAUGCGAAAGGUAUGACAAUUGUAUCUAACUACACCAAUACCAAAACAUUCCAACUGAAACUGGGAGACUCUUAUUCCUGCAAGUCACAGACAACUCUUCAUCUUUCUUCAAAUGUUGAUGUUUUCAUCACCAACUUAAACCUGGAAGCAUUUAGAAAAUCUAACACUACUGUGAUUGAUGGUAAAAUGGUGAUCUGCCCUGCAGAUCAGAAAACCAACAGCAUUGUGCCUAUUGCUGUGGGAGCUGCUCUGGCCGGUCUUGUGGUGGUUGUACUUAUUGCUUAUUUGAUUGGUCGCAAACGAAGUCGGAGAGGCUAUGAGUCUGUAUAA
This is a messenger RNA of Acanthosepion pharaonis, 1485 nucleotides long. NCBI's taxonomy places the organism in Eukaryota, Metazoa, Mollusca, Cephalopoda, Sepiida, Sepiidae. The record is from the annotation of a GenBank genome assembly.